AUGAAAAGUGGUUGUGAUUAUUUACUUGUGCACUCUGGUAAUCGAGAUUGCUUGUCGGUCUUUUGUCCUGAAACAUAUGCUAAGUGUUUGGAGUUAAAUCUUCCUAGGCAUAAGAGUGGUUCCUCUUUCCACAUUUAUGGUUCCUGCAAUGGAUUGCUUUGUAUAUCUGAUAAUACUAUGAAGCGUACAUAUUUAUGGAAUCCAUCAAUCAGGAAGUUCAAGAGACUUCCCAAAAGUCUCAAUCGUGACAAGUAUCGUUACAGCAUCGCUACCAUUGCUCUUGGGUUUGGACUCGAUGUUGGUGGAAAUGACUACAAAGUUGUGAGAAUUGCGAGUUUUUCGCACGGCAUAUGUGUCGAGGUUUACAGCCUUAGGUUGGAUUCUUGGAGAAUAAUCAAUGCGCUUCCCCCUGUGACAAGCGACGUUUGGAAUGAGAAAUGGGCUUACUUGAAUGGAGUUGUGUAUUGGAUUGUACAGGAGUUUUCUCCAGAUUGGAGAGACAUCAUUUCUUUUGAUAUGGAGAAUGAGGUUUUCCAAAGGAUUAUGCUUCCUGAUAGACUGCUCACAGUGACAGAUUCAAUUUCCAUUAGGGUGUUGGAGAAAUCACUUUCUUUGUUCCAUCAUAGAAAAGACUGGGAUCGUGGGUACCGUUACUACUAUGACAUAUGGGUUCUGGCAAUGGAUUCCUGGAAAAUGAUUCGCACGAUUCCUCUUCCGGCAAAGGGAAAAAUUGCAUGGCCAUUGGCAUUUACAGCAAAUGGCGGUGUUCAUUUUACAAUGAGAUACGAAAAUUGGCAACACAGAAAGUUAAGAGUUGUACGAUCCUAA
Messenger RNA from Prunus dulcis (almond), 828 nucleotides. Its product is annotated as F-box/kelch-repeat protein At3g06240-like. Lineage: Eukaryota; Viridiplantae; Streptophyta; Magnoliopsida; Rosales; Rosaceae. The transcript has a single exon. Bases 1 to 828 code for a protein of 275 amino acids. The record is from RefSeq and is a predicted model, not a curated record.